This is a messenger RNA of Blastomyces dermatitidis ER-3, 591 nucleotides long. RefSeq lists its product as uncharacterized. The record is from RefSeq and is a predicted model, not a curated record. The transcript is spliced from 2 exons. The coding region runs from base 1 to 393 and encodes 130 amino acids. Lineage: Eukaryota; Fungi; Ascomycota; Eurotiomycetes; Onygenales; Ajellomycetaceae.
AUGGAACACCAAAUCAAGCAAUACCGACUUCAGGGUCGUCUUCGAUGUUCGUCGAUGAAGCCCGGAGUCAACGAUCUUGCAAAUGGAACUGCUACAGUUGAACAUCCUGUCUUCGAAGAAAACGGAGUACUCCCACGAUGCGAAGAAAACACGCAGUCAUCAUCCAAACCUUCGCAGUGUUCAGGUCAGCGCGAGUCAGAGGUAGAAGAGGCGACGGUGGGCUUGGUUUCAGAUUUCAAGGCCCUGGAGCAACCCACUAGCUCCAGCGCGGCUGUGAAAGCGAAACGGGCAUCGAAUGUCUUAGAUCGGGUCCCAGAAAACACACACCUCGACGUGCAGGUUGGGGAAGGUUCUACCGACAACGAUAAGGGGAAAUCCAAAGAAAGUCGUUGAAUGUCAUAUGAAUGUGGACCAAGUCUGAGAAAGUAUGUACCCUAAGUCGCAGGCGAAGUGGGAGCUGAACUUUGUAUGCAUUGGAGUGCGAUACAUCGGUUUCUGUGCCUAGUUGUUCAUCUGAAACGCCUCUCUGAGCUGGAUGUCACAGUUCUUCUUGUCACUACAUUUUGCCCGAAUGAAAGCGCUGGCUUCGCG